AUGGAAGCCAUAUACGCCAUCGGGUCUAACGGAUCCGGCCAGCUCGGCAUAAGCCACAAAGAAGACGUUUCCGUACCAAAGCCCGCUCUCUUCCACCCAGAACAGCCCAGCUCUCGCAUCGUCAAAGUCGCUGCUGGCGGGAAUCACACUCUCCUUCUCACGGAAUCCGGCAAGCUCUACUGGAGUGGGGACCCAGCAAGUGGAGCAUGUGGACUGCGUCCAUUCCCAAAUAUUCCCGUGUUCCUGGAAGCUCGCCUCACAAAGGAAGAGAGUGAUGAACAGAUUGGAGAGAUUUCUCUCGUUGCCGCCACUUGGGAAGCUUCCGUUGUUGUUUCCAAAGAUGAUCAAGGAAAGCGAACCAAGGUAUUUAGCCUCGGUAUAGGACAGAAAGGAGAGCUGGGCCUGGGAGAGUUGAUUGUACGGACACCAUCAGCAACCAGGAUCAAGGACUUUCCCCCAGCUGGCACAGAGAUUGUGGACUUGUCUGCGUGCAUGGGACAUGUCGUUGCUGUUUUGGACAAUGGCCAUGUUUACGGCUGGGGAAACUGCCGCAAGUCUCAGAUUGGUGAGCCGGGUGCAGUGGUUUAUACGCCUCGUAAGAUUGAGGGCAUAAACUUCAAGGUGGUCAGAGCGGUUUGCGCAAAAGAGUCUACAUGCCUUUUUGGAGAAUCAGGCAGCGGGAACCUUAACGUCUUGGGUUCAGAUAAAUGGAGUUUAAUUUCGACAGCCCCUUCAGCAGCUCCAGCUUGGAAAGAUGUCGGAGCUAGCUGGGGAAACUUUUACAUCCUAGGUCAAGAUGGCAGCUUGACAGCUUGGGGAAGAGAUGACCAUGGUCAACUUCCCCCAGCAAGCAUACCUCCUCUUCAGAUGAUGGCCAUUGGCAGUGAACAUGUCGUCGCACUCUCAGCAGAAGGUGACGUCCUAUCAUGGGGGUGGGGAGAACAUGGCAACUGCGGACCACAGGUGGAGAAUAACGACGUGAAAGGAAGAUGGAAUGUGAUUGCAUCGUCAAGGCACAUCCCCCCCGAAAGUAAGAUAGAUAACAUAGGUGCCGGCUGUGCCACUAGCUGGAUAUGCAUUACGUCCAGCUGA
Trichoderma virens Gv29-8 is the source of this 1092-nucleotide messenger RNA. RefSeq lists its product as uncharacterized. The coding region runs from base 1 to 1092 and encodes 363 amino acids. The record is from RefSeq and is a predicted model, not a curated record. The transcript has a single exon. Lineage: Eukaryota; Fungi; Ascomycota; Sordariomycetes; Hypocreales; Hypocreaceae.